AAUCAGCAUUACCAGUUCAUCACAGUGGAUUAGAACAGGAAGUAAUCAAUAAAUAAAUUAUGGUUGUUUUCAACAAAAAUGGACUUUAACCAAAAAAAGUGGCUAUAUUGAAACAGUGCCUGUGUAAGUGUUGGAUCAUCGUAAAUGAUUAUUGCAGAGUGUGAUCACAGUAAAGGGAAAUGGAAGUAUCUGAGAAAAAGGCAAAGCAAAUUCCCUCAACAUCCAUUCUUCAAGGUUCCGACGAUGAUGCCCAGUUUUACUGCAUACCAUGUGAACAAGAAGGGCACUGUGUACAAGCCCAUGGUUACUGCCAAAACUGUGCCGAGUAUCUCUGUGAAACAUGCUAUAGAAGCCACAGAAAACCUGCCCCUUGCAGAAAUCACGUCCUUCUGGAUAGUUCCAAAAUGCCAAAAUCUCAAAAGUAUCAAAGGUCCCAUCCAGUUGCACAUGACCUAGUUGAACCCUGUCCAAAACAUCAAGGGGAAAUCAUAAAGUAUUACUGCCAUGACCAUGCCUUCUUUGGAUGCAGUCCAUGUAUUACAAUCAAUCACAGAGCGUGCAAGGCAGACUACAUACCAGAUGUUUCAGAAAACUUUGUUGCCAGUCAAGAAUAUACCAAUCUUCUUCAUUCUUUGAAAACCCUAUGUAAUAGCUGUAAGGAAAUCGCAGUAACAACCAAAGAAAACAAAAGGGAGAUAAAGAAACGCACGAAAGAUUUAAGGGAAAAAAUUGUAAAGUUUAGACAAGACAUUAAUCAUACAUUGGACAAAUGGGAAAUGGAGCUCAAUCAACAAGUCGAACAUAUCUUUGGUAAAGAGAGCUCAAAAGCUGAAUCUGUAGAAACAGAGUGCAUUGAAGCAUCAACUGAAGUUCAAAAGAUGCAGAAUGACAUUGAAACAUUACACGAAUCAAGCAAAUUAAAUGAGCUGUUUAUCAAAGUAAAGAAAAAUGAAAAUAAUCUGAAAAAAUAUGCAGCACUCAUUGACCAAAUGCAAGAAAAGAACACAGUUUCUGAUGUCACAUUUGAACCUAAUUUGGCUAUAGAAAGAAUGCUGUUGGAAGAAACCAGCUUAGGAUGGCUUAUACUGCAGCAAGAUGGUGGUAGUAAGUGUCUUUCUACGACAGCAAAAGAACAACCAUACAAACAUCAUAAAGAACCAGCCAUGGAAAGAAAACAACAAAAUCUUGCUAAACAGGCAGGAGGUCAAAAUACCAACACAAAAAAGGUUUCUGACAAAGAAUCUGUCAGCCAAAAGCAACAAACCAUCAUGACAGAGGUUAAAGGUCAAAAGAACAGUGGAACAGAUGUUUAUGCCAACAUUACAGCCACCCAAUCUGGCAAAAUAAAGGUAAAGACAGAAAAAGACAGUAAGAACUGCUAAAUCACAGGAAUGACAAUCAUUUCCAGAGACAAACUUGCAAUAGCUGACUAUGGAAACAGUUCCAUUAAAAUAGUUGAUACAAAGCAAUCUAGAAUUUUAUCUGAUAAGAAACUGAAUUCUCCUCCAUGGGAUGUGGUACUUUUGCCAGCAGAUGAACUGGCAGUAACAAUUCCUGGGAGCUAUAUGAUCCAAGUAUUAUUUAUAUCAGAUCAAUUUUCUACUAAAAGACAAAUCAAAGUUAAAGGCCUAUGCCAUGGACUUUCUUACUUCAAUCAAAACUUUGUAGUGACAUUUAAAUUACCUACAAAAGUUGAGAUAUUGACAGUACAAGGUGAUCUUCUAAUGACAUUCAUGAAUGAUCAAAGUUUUCAAAUGCUCGACCAUGUUGCUGCAGAUGACAGCAAAAAUCUUAUCUAUGUCUCUGAUGCUCAAGUUUCUUCUAACAAAAUAGCUUGUCUAAGUUUGAAUGGAGAGGUUACAGGUAUAUAUGAAGACAGUAAACUAAAUUCUCCACGUGGCCUUGCUGUUCUAGAAGAUGGGUCACUACUUGUUGCUUCUUCUGGAAGCUCAAAAAUAUGCUUGGUUUCACCAGACUUCAAAACCAGCAGAGUCUUGCAGAAAACUGAUGGUCUCAACAUGCCAGAGAGUGUAGCACUUGACAGGGAACAGAAGAAAUUAUAUGUUGGUUCUUGGAAUGACAGUUUCAUAUCAAUAUAUGAAUUAAAAUGGUAGCAAUGGUUGAUGGUGUAAGUACGUCAGUAUGAUCAAACUAUACCAGACUAUCUUCCUAUGGCUGAAGAGUAUUAUGUCUGAUACUUAUGUACAGAAAUCAAACUGUUAAUUGCAAUUUGCUGUUAACUGUUAAAACACUACUACCCAGAAUUAUGCUGUUAAAAUAAUUUUGUUACAAACAAAUUCUGCAUCUGUAAAAGACCGCCUCGGUAGCCUAGUGGUAGAGCGUCCGCUUCGAGUGUGGAAGGUCGUGGGUUCGAUCCCCGGCCACGUCAUACCAAAGACGUAAAAAAUGGUACUAGUAGCUUCCAGUUUGGCGCUCAGCAUUAAGAGGAUAGUGCUAGGACUGGUCAGUCUGGUGUCAGUAUAAUGUGACUGGGUGGGGUAUCAUGCCACGUGUCUACGGCGUGAUAUUCCAUUGAGGCAGCACUAUAAAGUUGGGCAUUGUGCUCAUUGCUACAAGUAGACACCGUCGUUUAUAUGACUGAAAAAUUGUUGAAAAAGACGUUAAACCCGAACACACACACACACACACAUCUGUAAAAGAUGAAAGAAAUAAACAUACAAGCAAAACAGUACAGCAGAAGUCUUAACCCUUAUAAUGCUGGACACGAUUCCGCCUUUGCAACCAGUGCAGAUCAUGAUCAGCCUGCACAUAUGUGCAGUCUGAACAUGAUCUACACUGUUCGCUAUUCAGUCAGGAUCUUUUUGGUAUGCACCCCCUUUAACAGUUAAUGGUACUGUCCAAAUUGAAAGAUGGACAAGUUUAGUACAGAAAUUUAGCAUGGAAAGGCUUAUACUAAAGCAUUCUGAUUGGUUGUUUCAGGGCAGUCAUGAAACUGACCAAUGACAACACUGCAUUAUCUAACUGGCCUCCAUACCAAAUGUAAUUAUCUUGGAGCAUGCGCAAUAUUUUCAACGGAAAAUUUAAACUUUUCUUACUAACUAAGUCUAGAAUAAUGUUUUGAUAAGUAAUAUGAAAAUGUUACAUUUAGGUAUGAAACCAGGGUGUUUAAUAUUAGAUCAGCUAUUUAUUUUUUUUUUGGUGAGAAAGUCUGACAAUAAUAUUAGGGUUGAUCCAAAAGUAAGGUCAGCACAUCCAUUGCAAUUAUGUCAACAUGUAUGCUUAUUCAAUGAAGAUUAAAUAGGUAAAUAUUACUUUUUUGGGUUUUAAAUAAUAUAAACCACUUCCAAGUGUGCCAUUGAGGACAUUUGGUCACAUCAAUAAACUGUAAAAACAACAAAAUAAAGACAAUCAUCAGUGAUAUCAUAACAAUGCACCUAAUUAUAUGAAAUAAUAAUGGUGUGAAGCUACUUCUUUCAGAAGUAAACCAUGAAAACUUUUGUGCCAUCCUAUAAAGAUCGCUAUGUGGUGCUUAGAAUUGUUAUUUGUAAGAAAACAAAAAUAUAUAUUUUUGAUGUCAAUAACGUCCGUAACUAAUGGCAAUAACUGCUACGAUGCUUUCUGUAUGUUUUAAUUCUAGAGAAAUAAACAACAAUUUUUUAUGAUAUUUUAAGAAAUAUUGUAAAUAAAUCAAGGUAAAUGGCAG
Molecule: messenger RNA, 3664 nt
Organism: Mercenaria mercenaria
Lineage: Eukaryota; Metazoa; Mollusca; Bivalvia; Venerida; Veneridae
Product: E3 ubiquitin-protein ligase TRIM33-like
Exons: 2
Coding region: 180-1382 (400 amino acids)
Source: RefSeq, a predicted model, not a curated record